UAAGAUCCAAGGGUUUUCUCUAACGAUCUCUCACAUAUGAGAAAAAUCCUAGGAAGGAUGAUAUGGAUCCUCGAUCGUAAGGCUUGGUACGUAAAUCCCCCUUACUAUGUCCCAAAAAACUCCACCCCCGAAGUUUAGUUUGAAACUCCUAAUCGACAAAGAGUAUCAUAAGGUUGUGUUUGCUGAAGCUGGCAAAGAGUUCGUGGAUUUCCUCUUCACUCUUCUGUCUCUGCCUCUUUCAAACGCGGCCAGAGUUUGUAAGGUUGGAAGUUUAAGCAAUAUCUAUGGGAGCAUUGACGCCCUCGGUGACAAGUACAUGCUCCCCAAUGUCAACAAGAACACUAUGCUGAGAUCCAAGGAACAUGCUGCUGUAUUUAACAAACUUCAGCUUGUGUUGAGAAACGAACCGGACCUUAAACCAAUUAUGCCGUCGAAUGUGAAGAAGUUUUAUAUGUGUGAGAAUUUCAAGUUGAAGCAACACGGCUCAUGGGUGACAGAUGACUCUAAAGCCAUUUGUCCAAUGUGCAGUACAACUAUGUCGACCGGUGUCGGCUAUGUUGCUCCUCCGGGAGAACCUAGUUUGAUGACCAGGGACGAAGGGUAUGUGAGAGGUGUUGCUUCAUACAUGAUAAUGGACGAUCUGAGAGUCAAACCUUUGUCUUUCUUUUCAAAUUUGAAUUUGCUUAAGAAGUGCAUCAAUGGCAGUAGUGGUUUUAAUAACCUGGAAGAGAAGGUGGUUCAUGUUGAAAUGGAUCAGGUAGAGAAAUGGUUGAAGGCAUUAAUGGAGUCAAACUCAGUUCUUUCCGAUCUCUUCCUUGGGAAGAAACCAAUUGCUUGAGAAAUGGUUGCAACCUGAAGUUGGACCUCAGGUCGGAUUCACAUUUUGGUGCUUAAUAACUUGUUUUCUCAACUAAUAACUUGUUCUGAAGGUGGAGAGUCGCUGGAGGCCGCCGGAGCGGUGAAGGGGUGGGGGCUCCUUCCCUGAAGGAUCCGACCCGGCCAAUUUGGGUGGUGGGGGUGUAGGGUUUGGGCAAUGGGCUUUGGGCCCUUGCCUUUCUGGACUGCGGAAUGUAGUCCGAUGAACUGGGUCUAUAUGGUCCAGUUCCCUUUUUCCCUCUCACUUAGGUUCGUUAUGGUUUGGACCUUUUGGGAGGUGGUCUAUCUUGCUCAUAGUUCUACAUUUGUUCCUUGCGUAUUGUUGUGGCUGUGUUGUCUGUUGCGACGUACACUAUGAGGGUCUUAGGCGUCAAGAUGUUCAAGACAGUGGUUUCAUGUCAGGGCAGUGUAGGGUUAGGGAGUUUUUAAAAUUCUGUAUUUUAUUUCCUGCAAUUCCUUUAGGAUUCUAGUCUUUUUGGAGUUUCCGUUACGGAUUUUAGUCGUUUACUUGAGCAUCGAUUUGUAAUAUGAGGGGUCUUCGGACCUCUCAUGCUUGACCGAGUGCGGUCGUAUGAUUUUAUAUCAAUGGAUCAGCCUUCUGUUGCCCUCAAAAAAAAAAAAAAAACAAAUAUAUCUA
Rosa chinensis is the source of this 1513-nucleotide messenger RNA. RefSeq lists its product as uncharacterized. The record is from RefSeq and is a predicted model, not a curated record. NCBI's taxonomy places the organism in Eukaryota, Viridiplantae, Streptophyta, Magnoliopsida, Rosales, Rosaceae. The transcript has 2 exons. The coding region runs from base 107 to 838 and encodes 243 amino acids.